Molecule: messenger RNA, 312 nt
Organism: Penicillium subrubescens
Lineage: Eukaryota; Fungi; Ascomycota; Eurotiomycetes; Eurotiales; Aspergillaceae
Exons: 3
Coding region: 1-312 (103 amino acids)
Source: RefSeq, a predicted model, not a curated record
AUGAAGCCGAUGAGGACUAAGAUUAUCUUCUAUACAGGCUCCAUUUGUAGCAUUAACGGCUAUAUCCUUGUUUAUACCAAAAGUGAAGAUCUUACGUUCCGUAAUAGCGAUGAUGCUAUCAAGGAGUACCGCUUUGGAACCAUGCAAUACCCCCACGGCUUCUGUCCUAACUGUGGGACUAGUGUUUAUGCUCGAGCCGACGAGGGAGAAUAUGCGGGCGUUGUGGCCAUCAACGCGCGAACCCUGAAUAAUAUCGAUGUUAGCACAUUGAAGAUCGAGCAACACGAUGGGAAGAAAAUCAAUGCUGGCUAG